This is a messenger RNA of Glossina fuscipes, 1090 nucleotides long. RefSeq names its product isopentenyl-diphosphate Delta-isomerase 1 (gene Idi). Gene Ontology annotation, biological process: isopentenyl diphosphate biosynthetic process; isoprenoid biosynthetic process. Bases 323 to 1084 code for a protein of 253 amino acids. Gene Ontology annotation, molecular function: isopentenyl-diphosphate delta-isomerase activity. The record is from RefSeq and is a predicted model, not a curated record. Gene Ontology annotation, cellular component: cytoplasm. The transcript is spliced from 2 exons. NCBI's taxonomy places the organism in Eukaryota, Metazoa, Arthropoda, Insecta, Diptera, Glossinidae.
UACUAAAAUCACAAAAACAUAAGCUAACGAGAUUACCAUUCAGUUUAUUUUAAAAAGCAAAUAUUUCGUAUACUGUGUUGCUAUAUUGUGUGUAAUCCCAUGUCAUUUUCCCAUUUUAACUUCUCAUGGAACGUUUGACAAUUGAGUGCUUCUAUAACUCCAUGUUGUUUGUUUGCGUCUUGAGAACUUCACCGAUAGAAAAACCUGCGGGCAUAUUUGCUUAAAUUUAAUAACACUUUGGCAUCGUUCCAUUCCGUUCAGUUGGUUAAUGCAAGACAAAUAUAAUCAGUCGUAGAGCGAUAUUGUACUCUCGUCUAAUAAAAUGUUCGGCAGUCUAGUUAGAAAUCUCAGACAUCGUUUGCCGCAGACCAGAACAUGCUACGUCUCAAUGAUGGCAAAAAAAAAUGACACUGAAAUUAAAGUAUUGGAUGCUCUGCAGGAGCAAGCUUUAAAGGAACAAUGUAUAUUAGUAAAUGAAAAUGACGAUGCUGUAGGAUUCGCAUCAAAAGCAAGUUGUCAUCGAGUGCGUAAUGACACCAAAGAAGUUAAAUUACAUAGAGCAUUUUCGGUUUUUCUUUUCAAUAGUGCCGGUGAUAUGUUAAUGCAAAGACGAUCUGAACAAAAAAUCACUUUCCCCGAUAUGUACACAAACGCUUGCUGCAGCCAUCCUUUAUAUGAUAUAGAGGCGGAACGUGUGGCGACAAGUGCACUAGGAAUACGUAAAGCGGCCCAAAGGAGAUUAAAUUAUGAACUGGGCAUUCCUAUGGAACAAAUUAGACCAGAAUAUUUUCAUUACUUAACACGAAUCCAUUACAAGCAUACGGGCGAUGGUGUGUGGGGUGAACACGAAAUCGACUAUAUUUUAUUUCUGCAGCAAGAUGUAGAUUUAAAUCCCAAUUUGAAUGAGGUCAGCGAAAUACGUUACAUUAAGCGAAACAACAUCGAUGAGGAAAUUAGAAAGCUACAAGCACCUUUGACACCGUGGUUUGAACUGAUAUUAAAAGAACGCUUAAAGAUCUGGUGGGAUAAUUUAAAAAAUCUAAAUAAAUUCGAAGAGCAUCAUGUUAUUCAACGUUUUUUGUAAAAUGCA